This is a messenger RNA of Adineta steineri, 1500 nucleotides long. NCBI's taxonomy places the organism in Eukaryota, Metazoa, Rotifera, Eurotatoria, Adinetida, Adinetidae. The record is from the annotation of a GenBank genome assembly.
AUGCAUUACAUUAAAAUAAAAGCUGUAUUUUAUGGAUUUCGUCAUCAGAUUUGGCAUAGAAAACCAACUACAACAUCAACAACAACAACAUCAACAACAACAACAUCAACAUCGACAACAACAACAACAGCAACAUUAACAACAACAUCAACAGCAACGUCAACAACAGCGCCAACGGCAACAUCAUUAACAACAAAAACCACGUUCACAACGAUAGCUGCAUCAUCGAGUGAGUUUGGAUCAAAUAUUGAAGCUAGACAUGAAUCGAAUCCAAAUCGUUUUGGUUUUUUCACAGGUUUUACAGCAGGGUGGAACUCUAAUGGCGCGACUGUGGCUGGCAAUGCGAGCGGUGCAGAAGGAGAAGGUGCAAGUCAAUUCAAGGAACCUUAUGUUUUGAUAUUUGAUUCAUCAAAUGCUCUCUAUGUCUCUGACUGGGGUAACCAUCGGAUACAAAAAUGGAUCAUAGGUAGCUCAGUUGGUGUGACCGUUGCCGGUCAGGCAGAUGGAACAUCAGGUGUUUCGUCUACUACUCUUAGUCAACCAAUCGGUCUUACAAUUGACUCAAGUAACAACAUGUACAUCGUAGAUAAAGCCAAUCACCGAGUUAUGUACUGGGUACAUGGUGCAUCAUCUGGUUCGAUGAUCGCUGGAACAGGUUUCCUUGGAAGUGCAAACAAUCAGUUUCAUAAUCCUAAUAUAAUUCAACGUGAUUCGAGCUCGGGCACCCUGUACAUCAGUGAUGUAGAAAACCAUCGUAUCAUGCAAUAUCUUAACGGUAGUUCAUCAGGCACUGUAGUGGCUGGUGGAAAUGGUUACGGGACUGGCAGCACUCAGUUAUGGAAACCAUACGGAUUUGCUCUGGAUUCAUCGACGAAUAGUUUAAUAAUUGCCAACGGUGCUGCUCAUACUAUAGUUCGUUGGGUGAUAGGUGAUACUAGUUGGACACUUCUUGCUGGCAGUAGUGGAGUAAGCGGAUCUUCGCCGACACUUUUAAAAGGUCCAGUUUGUGUAGCAGUAGAUCAAUAUGAAAAUAUAUAUGUAGCUGAUACAGAAAAUCAUCGUAUUCAAUUUUUUUUGGCUGGUCAAUCUAGUGCUACCACAAUAGCGGGUAUUACUGGUUCGUCUGGCACAAGUGCUACUCAAUUAAAUAGACCCUAUGGAGUAACACUAGAUAAAUCCUUUUUUCCUGCUUCUUACAAAAAAUCACGUAGUGAUGAUCAAAAAACAGAAACAAAUAUUAUUAAUACAUCUUCAACGUCAACAUCCGAAUCUCAAAAUCCACUUCCGACUUCAUCGUUGCAUUUUGAUGAUCAAAUCACGUCUGAUAUUAUAUCUGAUACAUCAUCAUCUUCUCUGUCAACAUCUUUUUCUUUGAAUGAAAGUUUUGGAAGAAAAUCUAUUCCCAACGAUAUUAGUACAUCAUACCAUGAUCUUCCUGUUCAACUAGUACUGAAAAAUUAUGCUUUAAAUUGCCAAAAACGUUCAUUUCAAUCAAGCUAG